Plasmodium fragile is the source of this 16455-nucleotide messenger RNA. RefSeq lists its product as uncharacterized. The coding region runs from base 1 to 16455 and encodes 5484 amino acids. The record is from RefSeq and is a predicted model, not a curated record. NCBI's taxonomy places the organism in Eukaryota, Apicomplexa, Aconoidasida, Haemosporida, Plasmodiidae. The transcript is spliced from 2 exons.
AUGAAAUAUGAAAAACAGGGUCACAUUUUGAACCUCUUCUUUUUUACCAUAUGGCUGGUACUUUUCUUAAAAUAUAUAAGUGCUAGUAUACGCAUUUCAGAUAUUACUUACACCAGUGAGAAGGGCGUCCUUAAUGCGGAACAGUUUGAAACUGAAUAUAUAUCCAUUUUGAAGUUGGAAAAUGAUGGCAAAACAACACCCAAGUUUGAAAUUAGUGAUCGUUACCUAAUUUCUGAGGACAAGACAACCCAAAAUUGUUAUGCACCGAAUGAUGAUCAUGGAAAAGUGCUCAUAAAAAAAAAUGACAAAAACAACUUUUUAUUUGUGCAAAAGCAGAAUGCAAAAAUCUUCAUUAAGGAUCGAAGUUUUAAGUGCUCACUUGUGUCCUCUGUUGAGAAAAAAGAUCCACCAUAUCAAAUAAUUCAAGAAAACUAUGAGCAGAUAAAUGUAGGAGAGCUAGCCAAUUGCGACGAUAAUAAUAUCAAAAAAUUCGUAGAUUAUUUUAACCUCUUAGAGGUCUUUUUCAUUUCAGAAAAUGAAAAAUGUGAAACUGUUUUAAAAACACCAUUAACGAAAAAUGUUCAAGUAGUAAAAUGCGCAGGCUACAUUGGACAUAUAACCAACUUUCCUGAGUUAAAGCAUAGCACCUAUUACAUCUGCUUCAAAACGAAUGAUUCAACUUUACUAAUUAGUACCUUUAUGGCAGAUAAGACAAUUGCUAAUAAUACAUCUUACUGCACUUUCGAUAAUCCACUCUGCCUCAUAACCAUUAGUGUCAGCCUUUUUAAUAAUGUAGAACAUAUAACGGAUAAUGCCUUGGUACUUAAACCAGACUGCGCAGUUAUAAGCAACCCUAUUUACAAAGAUUAUCACAUUAUUAGUGAGGAUCAUUAUAUCUUCUCUUUUAAAAAUGAUGAAAAGGCAUACUAUCUCGAUAUAUGCAUACUGAAGGAUAUGAUAUAUGAAAAAGUGGGUAACCUAUUUUUUAUAGAGACAUAUAUACCCAUUAUAUGUUUUAUAGGCUCAGAAUGCGUUAUAAAAGUAUACACCGAUAUGGAAAAAAUAAAAUACAUUAUGAAUAAUGUAGAAAGCACGACUUUUUCAUGGUCCAAAACCAUCUGCAACAAUAGGACCGUGGAAAAGGAUGAUAUAACCACCUACCUAAAAGAAGAAGACGGAUAUUUAUAUAUAAUUAGUGAAAAACUUCUAAUUCAAGAAAACAAUCUGUGUACAAAGAACAAUAACAAAUUACGUCACCUACUAUCUAUACAGUUGGUUGAAAAUCCUCAAUACACCAUGUACUAUUCGCUCAUUAACUCUGUAAUUAAGAACAACACUUGGCAAAAUAUUAAAUAUCAUAACUACUCGGGGCCAUACGUUAAAUACGAAUGCUCUCAUGAAGAAAUAGUCAUAAAUGAAUAUGAAAUUUGGAAAAGCAAUUAUGAUAAUGAGUUUUUACACAAAAAUCAGGAAUUAAAUUUUAACAUCGAUUUUAAUGCCCUUACUAUGAGGUUAUGUGUAAAGCAAAUUAAUUAUAUUGAUAUCGGCUCUGUCAGAAUUGAGCAGUUAUUUGGCUUUAAGGUUAAUAACCUAGAUCCUUUACAAGUUAGCGCCAUUGUAUCAUUAUAUAAUGAAGACAUAAACACCAGGCUUCUAAAGUUCGCCAUAAAGGACGAUGAAGACUGUAAUUCGAGUAAGGGCUUUUUUAUAUAUUCCAAGGGUAAUUAUCCUAAGGAAAUCUUUCACAAUAAUAUUAUUGUAGACGCAAGAGCAGAGUACGAAGUGGAACAGGAAAUCAUUUUAGAUAAACCCAGGUACUACUUAUGCAUGUGUUCUCUUGCAGAAAAGUGUAACGAAAGUCACGGCUUAAGUAUCUACGAUUUGUAUACAAACAUUUAUAUAAACAAUGAAAUAAUACCGCCAGAAAAAAAAAAAUAUGUUUGCAAGCUAUUUUCCCCUUGUAACUUUACUGUCAAAUUCGAGUCGGACAAUAUUUCAAACCAAUGGGCAGCAAAAGUCGGAAGUUCAUGUAGAACGUACGUAUUCGCAGAUAUAAAAAUUAAGUCGCAAAAAAAUGAUAAGUUAAGUAACGACGCUUCGAACAUAAUCGCUGUUGACUUUAGUAUAUUCUACAAUAUGAGUCAGAUGAACAGGAACAUACUAAAUAAAGACUUGGUUAUCUGUGGAAAUUACAAAGAUCAAAAAUUUACCUUUUCCAUAGAAGCAGAUUUCUUCUUUACCUAUAUCAGUAGUCCGUACCACAGAUUCGAAAUAAAAAAUAUAGAAUAUGAAAACCUGUGCAGGGACAAAAAAACUCUGAACAUAUAUUCCUACCAAAAUGGGGAGACAAAUCUGUAUAAAAAAACUGACAUUGACAUAAAUAACAAUUCCAGUGAAAUUGAAAUAAAUAUAGAAUAUGAUCAUUUAAGUUAUUAUAAAAUAUUUUUUAUAAAAGAAUGUCAUUAUUGUAAAGGGGUUCUCACCUACACACACGACGGAAGUAUCUACAGUUUGGACAACCCCGUUAGGAACACAGAGAAAUAUUGGGAACCAAAAAUAGGUAAGAAUAAUGCUACCAAAAAGGAUCCUAAGAAAUCUACACAUCUAUAUAACUGCGCAUACGAAACAAUGCAGAAUCACACACUUACCAGUUUACUCCUGUUUGAUGGACCUCAUGAAGAAAUUAAUUUCUACUGCUAUAGAGGCACUAACUGUUCGCACAAAGCAAAAUUCACUUUGCUAUGGUAUCACUACACUAUAUAUGCUGAAAUUACAGAAACAGAAAGAAUCAUGAUAUCCUAUAGAGAAAUUAAAGGCAAAAAAACUACUGCAUCACAGAUACUAUCGGGCAUAAGGAACUCUGAUCUUUACCUUACAAUCUCAAAGCAUAUCAUAGAUAAAAUUAAUCCAGGGCCUUAUAAAAUAAUUUACUCCAGAAAGAUUGGGGAAUCCUUCAACGAAAAUUAUAUUGGCACACUUCAUUACGUAGGUGCAUCAAGACAACUUUUUCAAAUUACCGCUACGAACGCAACAGAAAUUACGCUUCAUGGUUAUUUUAAGAAUAUUAACCAAGAACAAAUUACUGUAAUCAAAUAUUCAACCUGUGACUUUUACACUGUCAUGCGCGAUAAUUAUGGAAGAUUAAGAGACUUAAAAAAAAUAUAUGAUAAUAUCCAAGAUGAAAUUUUUAGUAAUGUUCAGGAUUGUACAAUAUCUAGUGAAGAUAAGUUGACAUGCACAAACAUGAAACCGAUAGGGAAAAAAUAUGCCUUAUGUUGGUGUUAUGGAAAUAGAGGAAAUUACUGUAAUCGUCUCGAAAAUAUGCAAUUCUUGAUAACAGAAGUUGUUUCUUUGGAUCAUUCCAUUAAGCCAAUAGUGCAAAUAAACAAGCCACCAAGUGCUGUCUUUAUGAAUUAUAACACUGAGGGGUAUUUUUUUUUAGUAGAAGAUGAUUGUCAUGACAUCAAACAUUUUCAUUUAAAAUCACACUUAAAUAAAGAAGAACACAUUUUGAAUCUCUACAAAGAAUUGGAAUCCCCCAAAAAAUAUAAUCUAUGCGUAUGCAAAGUAACACAAAACAUUGCCUGUGACAGAGAAAACCACUUCAAGCCUCUGGAAUUGGAAUUUGAUCACACACUGUAUGACAAAGAAAAAUUAAAACAACAUUUGCAACAUUUUAAUACUGGAUUCACGGCAGUAAAAGAUUUCACUUUCAGCUCAGAGUUUAAGGAAUUAUUACAUAAAGGUGUAAUACAGGCUAUGGUUUUCCUUCCAGGCUUCACGGCAUACAAGGAAUACGUUUGUCUUUCAGGAGUGCCAUGUAAUGCACCUAUAAAAAUGCAAACUGUGUUCAGUUCUGAAAUAAAACAUUUUUUACAUAUAAGGGAAUUGAAAAAUAUAAAACAAAUUCCUAAAAAACAAAGCAGUGCCAAGAAAAAACAAAAUAAAGAAGGUCAAAAAGAAAAAAAAAAAGAACAAAAAGUAUAUGAAGAGGACGAACAGGAUGAAAAGGAAGAAGAUGAUGAAGAGGAAGAAAAAGAAGAGGAACAAGAACAAGAAGAAAAAGAAAAAAAAGAAGAAGAACAACAAGGAGAACAAAAACAAAAGGAAAAAAUGAAAGAACACCAAGAAGAACAACAAGAAGAGGAUCCUCUAAUGUAUUCCUCAUAUUUGAGAGCUCACGUUGACGCCACAGAAACAAAAGUGGACACAAUUUAUUUCACAUUAAAUGAAACAAAGGAAUGUAAAAAUGAGCAUAACCAAAUUUAUAAAGAAGCAAAAGGAAAAAUCAUUCGCACUCAAGAAAUCGAUUUAACAUUACAGCAAAUUUUAGAUGUUUCGUUUAAUUUGGACAUAGAUUUUGUACCUCCAGAAGUGAACAAACCGUAUGAAAUAUGUGCAUUCCUGAGGCCCACUGACAAGUAUUACUACAGUAUUGGAAAUGUUACCUUCUACGGACUGUUUAAUGAAAGUAAAGUUGUCGAAAUAAUUUCUGGGGUUCCAUUCAAUUUGGAAUUGAAACAGUUUAACUCAAUAUAUAAUGUACGAAUCCGUUUUGUUUACGAACAUUAUGGAGAUUCUGAUGUAUGCAAAAAUAACUAUGGGAACAAUGAAAAGUUUUUUUAUUCAGACUCAGUUCAACAACUAUUAACUCCUGAUGUAAAAGAAGAAAUAGGAGAUAAGGUUACGCUCUACGUGUGGAAAGAUUUGUUAACAAUUUUAGAUUCCGACAACUAUAGCAUCAUGACUGCACAUAGACGUGAUGAUGGAUCCCACAUAUUACACGUGUGCUCUUGUUACGAACUAGUAGAAGGACACUGUGAUAAUGAUUAUUAUUAUGUUGCAAAUUUUAUGAAAAUUAAAGUACACGCAGCUGUGUUGAUAGAACCCAAAAUGAAUUCCAUGAUACACUUUAUGAAACCAUUUACCCUUAAAUUAAAAACGUCCAAAGUGCUAAAUGGAUCAAUUAGAAUUUUCCCAAUUGAUAUAAUGAAAGAAUUAAGUAAAUUGUGUCUAGAAAUAAAUCAGAGGGAAUAUUUUUUAACAUUUCCUGCAAAGGUAGAAGAAUAUGAGCAAACUUAUAAUGUACUUAUUAAUUUCCCCUCACAAGGAGUUGUCGCAUGUUGGUGCUCAAAGGAAAAAUGUGAAGACGCUGACUAUUUAAACAAGGUUGCAUUCUUUAAAUUGUCCAGUCCGAGCCUUUUAGAAGUUCACACAGAUAUGGAUGGGUACUUUUCCUUUUCCUUCUUAAAUGAGUGGGUCCACAUAAAUGACAGAAUCCGGUUCGUUGCGGGAAAUUUACCAUGCACGGACGACACAAGUGCAAGCUUAUUUGAUGACACCAUCCACAUAAAUAACAAGAAAUAUCACAUCAACUGGGACCAGAGUAUAGAGAUCUAUGGGAAACCAAGAAAAAUCGUGAAAGAAAUAAAUGAUAACUUCACAUGGAUUUCUAAAAUUUACAAAAUAACCAAUAUUCUAGCGAAGUACAUCAAAAUAUGCUACUGCUUUUAUUAUUAUAGCCAAAAUUGCAAAGACCGAAAAAAUUACACACAUAUCGGCUUUGUUCAUAACCAUACGUUAACGAAAGGUGUUACAAAUAAGAAAGAUCAAAUUGAUCAGACAAUGAAUAUGUAUGUACUGAACAGAAAUUCCAUCAAAUUCGUCCCCAUGAAUUCAUACAACGAUAAUAAUAGAGAUAUUUGCAAUACUAGCAGAAACCAAAGUAACAGAAUUAUCCCUAUUUUCAAAAAUACAGCCUUCAACUACGUUAAUUUCAAACUCAGAAUAUUGAAUAUUUUUAAAAAGCACUACAAAAAUGAAAUAAACUUCGUUGUAUGCUACAGUUCCUACUAUUACGGGUAUAAGAACACCUACCUGUUAAGAAAAGUAGAAUAUAGUGAACUGUCCAGAGCGUCAAAUCCUAUCACUCAUAAUUACAUUCUUGAACAAGCAGGAAUUACAUCCGACUUGAACCAAAAUCUGGGACCCAGAAAAGAACAUAGUGAAAAAAUUGGAAAUCUACUCAAAUCAUACUCAAAAAUCAAACCGAGGAGGACCUUUUUUUACAACUAUUUUAUGGAAGAAGCGCUCUUCAAACAUAGCGAUGCGUUACCCUCAGGAUUUAGUAGUGAUAUCAUGGGCUAUAAGACAGACGAUGAAAGCGGCGAGGACGAUGAGGAUGAUGAAAAUGUUAAAGAAAAUGAUGAUGAAAUAAACAGGCUUAUGGACGAAGAGAUGAAGAAGAAGAAAAGAGAGAAGGAAAAAGCGAAGAAGGAAAAGGCGGAGAAGGAAAAAGCGGAGAGAGAUGGACAGGCUACAGGUAUCAAGGAUAACGUUGCCAAAGGUAAAGGUGGCAAGGGUAAAGGUGUCAAGUAUAAAGAUGGCAAAAAUAAACUGGGCAAGCAGAACCAGGACUACAAUGAUGAUGACGAAGAAUACGACGAAUUUAAAGGGUACACAAAGAACCAGAAUAUGGAAGGGGCAGGGAACGAGGACCAAAAUGACAACAAUGAGGGCCAAGGAGGAAAGCACAUUUUUAUCUAUAUAACUAAAGCUAUAAGGAAAAAAAUUAAAAUUGCCAUAUCCAAGUUUUAUGAAGGCAUAAAGGUGGACUCUAAGGAAAUUAUGUACUACAAAAGAAAAGGCGGGGCAACAGUUAACUACAUUCUAGAUAACAUAGUUUUAAAAAAUGAUUUAUCAAUCAUUGUAUGUUGUUAUGAAGGAGAUUAUCUCGAGUCAGCUCCUAUCUUGCAAGAAAAUUAUUAUGAUAUCCAUAAAUCCCCUAAGGUGUAUUUACUAUAUAAAGCAUUAAAAGUAUAUUUUGGUAAUAUAGACGAAAACAUCACAGGGAAUAAUGCAAUCCUGGAACAACUGGGUAAUACGUAUGAUGGAUAUCACAUGUACAAUUAUUUAAGGAUAGAAAAUUUGAACGAAAAAGGAUUCUAUAAGAAUCAAACCGCAAUGCAGUUAAAAAACACCACAUUUGAAUUAAAAGUACAUGGAAAAAACAUCCCCCCUCACGAGUACACACUAUAUAUUGUCGAAUUUGACAACAACUGUUACAGACUGGAUAAAAACGGAUACCAUAUAGAAAAUAAAGAGUACGUUAUACACAGCAAUUAUAUCAUUUUUAAAAAUGUCAUUAUUAAUAAAAGGAAUACUUACAAGAUCUGCAUACUAGAUAAGACACAAGACACGUACAACGAUGUAGGAAUUUUAAACAUUAACAAUUAUUAUGUAAAACUUGAAUCAUCUUUUGAUGACAAUUUCAUUUCUUCUAAUCUUAAAAAAAUGAAUAUUAUACUAAACGUGUGUGUGAAUAACAAAUCUUAUGAUGCCUACGUUAUAAAAAGAAAUGGGAGUUUUAAAAUCACCCUUGAUAUGCAAAAAAUAGCAUUUUCCGAAAAAAGUCAACAUCUGGAGGAUUUUUUCCCAGAAAUACUAAACCAUCAGUUAAUAUCUUGCAAGAGUAAGGAGCACGGAACUAUCAUUUUGACAAAGACGCAUCUAUUCUUUUACGCACUUUUAACAAAACUUUCCUUCUCCACCAACCACAAUUUACCAUUCCCAGUUGACGUAGAUUUUGACGAACGAUACAUAUACGUAACCGAUUUAAAUAUGAGAAAAAUUGCGCGCUUUCAAAUUCUCUCUGAUGGCAAUUCUAUUAAUAUUAUCAACAAAGGGAAACGGAAAAGAAGCAUUCAAGACCAAGAUUUAAGUAACUACAUAAGAAACACCCCCAUGGAUCGACAAGGAACAACUAGUAAGAAAAUCACACUUUAUUACCCAAAGGAGGGUCGCAAUUUCUACUCCACAGAUUUGGCGCAUGAUGAUCUCCAUGGUGCUGUUUACCCUGAUGAUGCAAACAAUUUCAAAGCAACAUUAUUAACGAAUAAAAAGACACCUAUAAAUGAUUCCACGGUGAUAACAAAAAGGACUAAACGAAGCGAUGAUUCCUAUACCGAGAAAGAUCAACAAAAUUUAUUACAUUUUCGUACCUUAGGAAGGGAUAUGCGGAGCGAAAAAGAAAAGACUGCUCCCCUCCGAAGUGCGGAAGACAGCACUCUCCACAAUAACUCACGCGGGGGACAGAUGAAAUUAGAUGACAAUCCCGUUUUCGACGCUUCGAAAAAAUCCCCCCAAUCGGUAGCAAAUAAAGAACAAAAUACACUCGUCAAAAAUUUAAGUGAUUUGUACAGUUAUCUACAAACAAUGGUAAACAAAAACAGAUGGACCAACUACUUCUAUGGACUACUCGGCACAGAAAAAAUAUCAAAAAAGAGAAACUUCAUGUACAACUUUCUCGAUUUUUUCAAAAAUGGGAAGGAGAAAAAUCGUUCUAGCGGAAAUAAAAAACAAAUGCACCAUAACAUAGUACCUUCCAGCUUGCCCGCAAGAGGAAAGGAACAGGUUAGUCGACCAGGUACACGCAGCACCUGUGCUAGACCGCGCAAAACCUCGUCUAAAUCGAGCAGCACCCUUAGUAGAAAAAGAAGAGAUGCUACUGAACCUGUGGACCAUUUAGUUUACGACGAAGCGAUCGAAAAGAACAUUAAAAAGCUAAUAACCGUGGUGAAAACUAACAAUUAUUUAACAAACAGAAUGGAUCAUCUGGAUCUGAAAGGAAAUCUAAAUCCGUUAUUCAUUAGCAUACAAGAUGAUAUACUGUACAUAUUGGAUUCUACAAAAAAUAAUUUUUUCAGCUACAAUUUGAAAAAUAAAAAAAUUAUACAACUGGAACAAUAUAGCGCUGGAGACCAUAAGUUCAUUUUAAAGAACCCAUUAAAUUUUUCCAUAUAUCGUGGGGAGCAAACUGGACACACACUACAUAGAACCAAUGUAGCAUUCGUAACACAAAUACGAAGUAACGAAGUUAAAAUUAUCGAUUUGAGUAAAAAUAAAUAUAGAAUAGUCAAGGCAAUAAGGUUGGAGAGAGGCUACAGACAUAAUGGAGUCAUUAAAGUCAUAGCAAUUGAUCAGAACUUACUAAUAAUUACAUCUCAUAUGAACGCAGAGAAUAUCAUUUAUCAUUAUCAUUUCAAUUCAUUUGAUCAAUACUUUAGUAUUUCCUUCGAAUACACUUUUGCAAAAAAUUAUAACUCAAAUGAUGAUUUAAAUAUUGCACCAGAAAUAGACAUAUACAGCGAUUCAAUUAUCUUCUUCUGCUUUCUAAACUAUAACGAUCAAUGCACAAACGUGGAUCCAUUGACACAAUUAGAAAUCUCAACUGAAACAGGAGUAAUAACUGGAAAAUUAAAGCACUUUGGAUAUUUCCAAUUAAAAAUUUUUGCUAAAACGCAUUUUCAGCAUCAAGUUAAGUUAUAUAAAGAUUUAUAUUCAUACUGUGACGUAGGGAAACAAUUUAACUACACAAACCAAACGUGCGAGAGUUGUCCUAUUGGAACCUUCUGGGAUAGCGUUGAAUUAAAAUGUGAGAGGUGCAAAAAACAUUUCAAAAACACGUCUACCUUGAAAAGUGGAUCUAAAUUAAUAACAGAUUGUCUUUGCUCACCUGGCUAUGAAUAUUCAGAAAAAACUGCCAGCUGUGAACAGUGUAAACCUGGUUAUUAUAAAAAAUCGACUGGUAAUUUUAUAUGUGUUAAGGGAUGCCCCAUUAACAGAAAGAGUAUUAUUUAUGGAGCCAAGAGUUACAACGAAAUGAAUUGUAAAUGUAGUGAAGGCUAUUACGAACUUAAUGGAAAAUGUGUUUUAUGUCUCAAAAAUUACUACUGCCCUGGACACGGUCAACAGAUAGCAUGUCCCAAAAACAAAAUGUCCCCAGAAGGAGUCACAUCCGCAGAUGAGUGUGUAUGUAAGGAAAAUUUUAUCUACAAUGAGAAUAAUCAAUCGUGCACUUACUGCACUUCUGUUGGAAAGGUAAAAGACCAAGUUAUCUACUGCUCCCUGUGCGAUCCGAAAUAUUUGGACACGAAUAUUUUUGCAAUCCCGAAUGAGCACAACUACGGUUUGGUGGACAACAUGUACAAUUAUGAUGAGGAUCUGCUCCUACAGGAUAAAAUACUGCAGUAUGGCUAUUUUGAUAGUAAUAGACGUAAGCAUGGCCCUGAAAAUGGCCGCGAAAAGGACCACGCCAACUUUGCAACUCUUAACAUUAACAGCGAACUGGUUGUAGGGAAAAAUAAGGAGCAGCCCAACAGAAAAACUUUUGCAAUUGAAGUAGACAUGCCAAAACCGACCAAGUGCGUAUUCUGCGAAAGUGGGUACUUUAUGGAUAUCAAAAAGGAAAGGUGUAUACCGUGUACUAACAAGUACUGCGAAGGGUUCGCUAAAAAUCAAAAAGGAUGCCCCAUCAACUCCAUUGUGAACAGGAUAAAGGCCUCCUCCAUUUUUGACUGCAAAUGCAAAAUUGGAUAUGGUUCCAUAAAUGAAAGAAGAAGCGCAUUUAACAAAAAACUCAGUUGUAAAUUAUGCCCACAGAAUUUCUUUAACCAUAACUUGUCAGAGCAGUACUGUCUUCCCUGCCCACAGAACACCUACACAGCAUCAGAGGGAUCCACAUCCAUCCUCAACUGCCUACCUGUGGAGGGCUACUUCCUUCUCAUGUUCAAAGGCAUAGGCAUAGAAUACAUGAGGUAUAAAUUCGACAUCAACUCGGAAAAUAGAAUUUACAGCUAUUUCCAGGAUAGCGUUAAAAGCUUCGACGAAGACGUGUAUGAACUGUUUUUGGAUCACAAAUUUGAGCAGCUAUUCAAGGACGGGGAUAACAACCAGGACAAGAGGGGGCAGAAAAAUAACGAACCGGUGUUGCCGCCACACGCACAAAACAACGCUCAAAACGCGCAAGAUAACAAGUACAACGUCAGACACUUGAAAAAUCUUGGGUUCCUAAAACGGACGUCCCUCUUUUACAUAUACACAGUACUGCUGAAAUAUAUUGAAGAAAAUUACGACUGGAAAUCUGAUAAGAUGCUGAAGGUCACAUGCCACGUGAACCUGCACCUCAAAGGUAGCCCCAACUUUACUGUAUCAUAUAAACCCAAUUUACAGUCCUGCGUAGAUAGCUGUAAAACGAAUAUCUACUGCACAGGGGUGGAAUUCUCAAGGAAAAACGUAGAGUACACACAAAUAUUUUUAAAAAAUAAUCAAAAAAUAAUUGUUGGAUAUUUUAAAUGUAAGCAUUAUUCUUUCGAAAGUAUAUAUGAUUAUACUUCCUCCGAUGUGGACAAUUUUCUGGACAAGAAUAUCGAAAAUGCGGUCGUGUCAAAAACUCCUUUACAUUAUACAGACUUUAUAUUAACAAAUAGAAAUAACAUCAUUUUUACCUGCUCUAUCGAUAGAGAUAGAAAAUUUUUACUAUAUAAGCAAUAUCAAGUGGUUGCAUGUUUUAUGGGGAAAUUCUGUCCAGGCAAUCACACUCCUUACUUGAUAUCCUGCCCAAAUAACUCAAAAACCGUAGUUACUCUGGCAAGAAAUGUGGACAAAUGCCUAUGCCUCCAAGGCUAUUCCUAUGUCGGUAUUGCGACGCUUAGGUGUGCGGUAUGCGAUAGAGGAACGUACAAAAAUUACGUAGGAAACUUCAAGUGCGAAAAUUGCCCCCUAACCUUUUCAACAGUAAAUAUAGGAUCCACCAGCAUUAACGAUUGUUCUUGUACUCCAGGAAAUUAUCUCACCUUUGACACGUUGCAAAAUUUUAUCAAUUCGGAAAAAAUUAACUACAAAAAUAUUGUUGAUCAAUAUUUUAUUGUUCCAAAAAAGAAACAAACUGACGUAUAUUACAGAACAGAAAUAAUGAAAAUCAGCUUGAAUAACUUAAGCAGGAUAGAAGUUAAUGAAGGAACCAAUCAAAUGUUACAGCGUGAGAUAGCUGUAUGUAGGCCAUGCUCUCUCGAUAAUCACUACUGCGAAGGAGGAAUCGAAUCGGAAAUCACAUUUAACAACAAACGUUUUCAAGGCCAAUUUCACACAUUGCCAAAAAAAUGCCCCAAAGAUUUAGUCAUUCCAAAAGGCAUCAUACAGAGAAGCUCAAUAAAUAACUGCAUAUGUAUUCAUGGAAAAUUUUUAAGAACAUCAAAAGAUAAAAAAGUAGAAUGCAUCCCAUGUCCUCCAAAUACAUUCAAGGAAAACGAAUAUGAUAACAGCUGCUCUGGGGUUUGUCCACACUUCUCCACAACGUUUGUAGGUUCGUCAUACGAAAACCAAUGUUUCUGUAAAAACAAUUAUUACUUGGUUACCACAGAAGAUGAAAAUGAAGGUGAGAAUAGUGCUAACCCCUCCAAAAGUAUCGGACUCGCCAAUAGUGGGAAAGGCACCAAAAGUUGCAAACCAUGCCCCAAAGGAGCCGUAUGUAACAGAGGCUUCAAUAUUGACCUCUUUCUCCAUCUGUUAAAAAACAGGGAAUAUAACAAUAUAAACAUUUUAGACCAUGAAAAUCCAUAUCCACUAUACGGGAAUUAUGCAGUCUAUAAAGAAAAACAUCCAAUCAAUGAUUGGAACCCCCUACAGGAUAAUGACGAGUUAAAAUAUUCCUACCCUUAUUACAACUUACUGUUGUUUAUUCAAAAAAAUAUGGAAAGCAGGAAUUAUUUCUUUUUCAAAAAAAGCCAAGAUCUGUACCUAAAUAUGGAAUUCAUAGAAGCCUUAAAAAAAAAAAAGGAGAAUAAGAAGGCAGCAGACGAGGCCAAAGCGGGAGAAGAACAUAAUUUUCUACUCCACCAGACAAAUGUGAUCUCGUUUUUAAACUACAACCAGAUGGAUAGAAAAAGUGUAAAAAAUUCAAACGAUGUAAUCGCAAACAAUCAUAACAGUGCCAUUUCUACUUAUUUAAAAAAAAUUGUGCCCAAUACCCUACUAGCUAAACCUGAACCAAGACCAACCCCUCCCCUUCUACAAAGUAACGAAAUGAAAUACUCCUUGGAAGAAAUGUUCAAUAAACACAUAGAAGAGGCAAAGGAAUUGAGAAUAAAAAACAAAAAAUUUGAAAGAUUACCAGACAUUCAUGUUUGUACUAUACCUGAUAGGUGUCUAGGAACAAUAACCAACAUGUGCCAGGAAGGGUCCACAGGAUACCAAUGCAAUAAUUGUCAAAAGGGCUAUGACAUGAGUCAUUUCAAGUCCAAGUGUCACAGAUGUAAAAAUUUCUUCAACGAAAUAUUACUUAUGAUAUUAUUAAAAAUGAUAUAUUAUGUAAUCAUUAUUCUUAUCGUUUCACUCAACUAUAAUAGUUGUUUCAACAAAUUGUACAUAAGUGGUAUUCUGAUGAAAAUUUGGUUUAAUGGCUCCUUUACCCUUGUGGCAUAUGGAUUUUUUUCACCCUCAUCCAAUUUAUUUAUUACCAAAUAUUGGCAUAUUUACAAAAGCGUGUUUCUCUCCCAUUUGAAAAUGUUUUCGUAUUACUUGAGGGUUGGCUGUUUUCUUCACUCGUACAAUACAAAUGUGCACUACAACGAAAUCUGGUACAUACAAAAGUACGUGAAUAUCUUUACACCCCUAUUCGAUGCUAUUUCUAUAACGCUCAUCAUGUUCCUUAUCGUUCAUGUGUAUAAAUUCAUCUGCAAAAAGAAAAUACAAAAUUUUGAGUACAUCUUGUCAACCAUUCCUGAGCUGAAGGUGAAAUAUGACUUGGAAUGCCUAACGAAUGACCCGCACGGAAAAGCAUUUGCCAAAAAGGGAAAGAAAUCAAAAAUUUACGUGUCUAACAAAGCUAAGGAGGACGACCAGGAUUCGUGCAACCAGUCGACGGUAACGCACGACUUGGAAAAAAAUGGUGUAAGUGAUAAGGAAAAUGUAGGGGAUCCAAAUGACGUAUCCACACUGAUUGAUAAAAACGCUUCAAAUGUUGCUAAUCUGAUGAACAAAAAACAUGCCCAAGUAUUUUCUGAAGAUGAUGUCCUUCACAAUGCAGAUGGGGAAAAUUUAACUGGGGAAUGCACAAAGUACGAAUUAAAAUACCUAAACAGGGACGACAAAAUGUACGACAUUUUCCUAAACGAAACGGUUGAGUAUAUUUAUAAUAAGAAGAUUUUCGGACCUUGGCGAUUUAUGCAUAAAAGAAAUGAAAUGUUAGGAAGGAGACUCCUCACAUUUUUACAGGACACCUUCCCCUGUUACAUUUUGCUUAUCGCCCUAUCAUCACCCUACGUACUUAUGGAAGUGAUUCAACUCGCAUUCUGCAAACCGAUAAAAUACAAGUCCCAACAAUCAGAACUAUACUUAUCCUAUUUGACCACGCAAAAGUGCACACUUUCUGAUAAUUCCUUCUUUACAGGAAUUUUGGUAGUUAUCCUGGCCUUAUUCUUCUAUGUUGGCAUUUUCACACUAUUGAUAACCCUAUAUUCGAAGCGCAACAAAUAUAAAUUGUUUGACAUUUUAUUGUCCAAUUUAUUAGCAGGGUAUAAACAAGGCAUGGAAAUCUUCGAAUUUAUAUUUAUCCUCAAAAAUAUCAUUUUGGUUUUACUAAUAACCUUCAGUAUACACUACGAAUUUUAUUACGUCAUCCUUGUCACAGUCAUAUUAACGACUUUCUCCAUUCUGGAAAUUUAUUCCAACCCCUUUGAUGGAAGAUCCUUCAACAUCCUCAACAUAUCUUUAUGCAUUGGGAGUGUCUUAAACAUUUUCGUUGCCCUAACCAUUUGGGGCAGUUUCUACUGGAACUAUGAGAAGUUUUUCUUCAUCCCCAUUCUCAUUAUCCUCUUUUACCACCUGUAUAUGCUCCACAAAGUGAUUCGAGAAAUUAUCCUAUCUAGACAUUUUAUACACACAGAAAAUCUUAUAAGUAUAAAAACAGCUGUGUAUGGGGAAAAUAACAUUAAGCAUAAUAAUUAUAAACUGUACUACAAAGUUAUGAAUAAAAUAAAAUUUUUCCUAAAUAAAAAUCAAAAGAAAAAUAUAUCCAAGCAGACUACAAAUAAUGAUGGACCAAAUAAAAUGAACAAAAUGUCAACGGAAAAUAUAAAAUUUGAACCCAUAGAAAAUAUCAUAAAAAGGUAUAAUGUCAACUUAAAUAACGAUAUAUCCAAAGCACACACUGUAAACCAUAAUGAGGAAGUGGAAAAAAACAAAAAGGAAAUCUUCUGCAUAAGGAAAAACCACCUACCCGUAAACAUCCACAACGUAGCCCUCAUAUGGUAUGACGAACAAAAUGAAGAUUUACUAUUUCAAAUGCCUUUUGAAAACAAAUUUUGCCUAGACUUAAAUGGGGAUAAAGCUAAAAAUAAAAACAAAAAAAUAUUUUCCUUCUUUCCAAAUUAUGCAAGAGAUAAACGAAGAAAAAAAAAUAUUAAAUAUUUUGUAUCAGCCAUAAUAGAAAUUAUCGACAAGUUCUUGUGUGCAUCUAAGAUAGGUUCGAUCUACGAAAAUUGGUUCGACUUUUCUAUGAGGUUUGCAUUUGUCUACAUAUCAUGGAUUAAAAAAAUUAAUAAAACCAAUGUUGUUCUUCCACAAAAUAUGGAUCAGUUAAAAAUGAACAUAGACCAGUAUGUGUUCAUUCCUCUAUUCUAUAAAUGUGAACUCAUCAAUCAGGCAAGAAGAAAGUUCAGCGUCUCUGCGAGCACCCCCGGGGACCAACUUGUAAACAGUGCGCCUAUUGAAGCAUUGGAAAAGAAACAUAGCUUUGAAAACACAGAAAUAAAAAUUAGUCGCAGCUAUGGAUCGUACAACCAUAUGGGAAGCCUGAAAAAUAGGAACCAUGCGCAUGAGAAAAAUAACCAUGUCAUGAAUGACAACUACUCGGAUGAUGCGUCAUCUGAUAAGGAUGCAUCCUCAAAGGCAAAAAAUGAAACCAGGAAAAGCAGUGAGGAGCAAGCACAAAUGGGCGUUCUAAGCUACCUAAAGAAAAAAGAAAGAAAAAAAAAAAAGACCCAAGCAAAACUAAAAAAAAAAUCGAUAAAAAUGGAUAACCCGGAUAUACCCAACCACAUCAACCAAAAAGAUCAUUCAUACAAAUUUGAAAACAUCUUCAACCACUCCAUGGAUAUUUUUUCCUCAGAAAUGUUUAAUGAAAGCACAUUCAACAUGCUCAUCUCUCUAUUCGAAUUGUACAUAGCUAUGAAAACGUUAAAGUCAAUGGACAUGCAAAGUUUUACAAAAUUGUAUCAACUUUAUAACGAAAAAUUCAUACGAUUUGAAAAAAGUCUUGUCUUCUACAUAAAUAAAAUGAGGGAUGAAAUAAAACUAGAAACAGAAGAAAUCGAUAAUGAAAUAAAAACAGGCGAUAGUGCAGAAAAAAUGAGAGUGAAAAAUUAUUACUUCUAUAAGGAAGAACUAAAUAAAAGAAAAAAACUUGAACAAGAAUUAAUGUCCAAAAUUGAAUGCUUACAAGACUGUAUAGACGUAAAUGAAAAGUCGCAGUCGUUACGAAAUUUAUUGAAAAAUUCUCGCAACAGCAUACCAUCCGAUGCAAACGUGGAUGAAGAUAUUCAUUAUAUCUUCUCCGUUUUGCAAAAUGAAGGCACUUACAAAUUGGACCAUUCGAAGACGAAGGAACCAAAAGAUUGA